Molecule: messenger RNA, 432 nt
Organism: Solanum verrucosum
Lineage: Eukaryota; Viridiplantae; Streptophyta; Magnoliopsida; Solanales; Solanaceae
Product: kirola-like
Exons: 2
Biological process (GO): defense response
Source: RefSeq, a predicted model, not a curated record
AUGGGGCUGAAAGGCAAGUUGAUUGCGUCAAUGGAGGUGAAGUGUGGAGGACACUUGAUUAAUGAUAUUAUACACACCAAUACUCAUCAAGCAGCCAACAUAAGCCCUACUAUCAACCAUUUCGAGGUUCAUGAGGGUGAAAUAGGCAAAGUUGGUACGAUUAUUAACAUGAAAUAUAAGGAAGAUGGACAAGAAAAGACUAUGAAGUAUGAAAUUGAAGCCAUAGAUCGUUACAAGAAAUCAAUAACCCGGAAAGUGAUUGGUGGAGAUUUGUUAGAUUUCUAUGGUUCAUUUACGUUCGUAUCAUCAUGUGAACAACAAUGGAUUACAUGGACAUUUGAGUAUGAAAAGAAAAUAGAAAACAACCCAGCGCCCCUUAAUUUCUUGGGUUUUAUUCUUGAUGUGACCAACAAUAUUGAGGGUCACUUUCUC